GCGCACUAAAUAAUAUUACUGAUUUAAUUAUUACCAUCCGUUUCCCGAGAAAUAUUUUAUUUAAGACAUUUUCGUGACAACGUCAUUCGCUCGCGUGAAAUAUGUAAAACUGAUAAAGUUUUGAACGAUUUUUUUUAUACGCGUUUGCACAGUGUAGCGUUUCUGGGAAAAAUUAAUUUCAGGGGUCCACCAUGACCGAGCGCAGCGAGUCUUUUAAUUUAAUCCCGAAAAUAUUGAACGGAGGCAUUGCGGGAUGGAUUGGUAUCGCCUGCGUAUUUCCGCUCGAUCUGGUAAAGACGAGGCUGCAGAAGCAGCAAGUGGGUCCGGACGGACAAAAGAUUUACAACAGCAUAUUCGACGCGUUUAGGAAAAUCUACAAAACGGAAGGUAUACGAGGUAUGUACCGAGGUUCCGCCGUGUUAAUGCUGCUGGUCACCCCUGAAAAAGCUAUAAAACUCUCCUCUAAUGAUUUCUUCAGGUACCAUCUGCGAACGCAAGACAGACGCUUACCCAUGUGGAGACAAAUUUUAGCGGGAGGUAUUACGGGAGUGGUCCAGAUAGUCGUCACCACUCCUAUGGAGCUGCUCAAGAUCCAGCUACAAGAUGCGGGUAGAGUGGCGGCCAAAGACGAAGCCAUUAGAGCCGUAGCGCCUAAAUUAUCCGCAACGCGCCUGGCGAUCGAUCUGAUCAAAGAAAGAGGAUUCUUCGGCUUGUACAAGGGAACUUGGGCGACCAUUCUGAGGGAUGUGCCAUUUUGCGUGGUAUACUUUCCCCUUUUCGCGAAUCUCGACGCGCUCGGGCCGAGGAAGAAGGACGGAUCUGGCGACGCUGUAUUUUGGUGUUCGUUUUUGUCUGGCCUGACCGCGGGAAUGAUCAGCGCCUUCAUUGUCACUCCCUUUGACGUGAUGAAAACUAGAAUCCAGACCAUCACCCAACAGCCCAAAGGAGAGCGUUCUCAUACGAGCAUUGCACAAGCAUUCACGGACAUAUUAAAAUUCGAAGGCUACACGGCCUUCUUUAAGGGGGGUGCGUGUCGUAUGAUGGUCAUUGCUCCAUUGUAUGCGAUCAUUCAGACCGUUUAUUACGUGGGAGUGGCGGAAUGGAUCCUAGGGAUACAAAAAGACGUGAAAUCUAAAUAA
Molecule: messenger RNA, 1139 nt
Organism: Cylas formicarius (sweet potato weevil)
Lineage: Eukaryota; Metazoa; Arthropoda; Insecta; Coleoptera; Brentidae
Product: mitochondrial glutamate carrier 1-like
Exons: 7
Coding region: 192-1139 (315 amino acids)
Biological process (GO): malate-aspartate shuttle; aspartate transmembrane transport; L-glutamate transmembrane transport
Molecular function (GO): L-glutamate transmembrane transporter activity; L-aspartate transmembrane transporter activity
Source: RefSeq, a predicted model, not a curated record